CAAAAUGACAAAGUCCAGUCAACCGACCCUGUUUCACCCUACAAGGAGCAGUGGCUCUCUCUGGGAAGCUCUGGGUGAAGAUGCAAGUUGACCCGUCGUCAUCUCAGCAGCGACCUGCUUCUCAGCCAAAGCUGAUCUCACGACCCUUUGUCGCUGGCGCUGAGGUUGGUCCGGGUCCUGCUCUUCCGAGCACGAGUCGGUUCUUCAAUGGAUCAGGCUCGAGCUCGGACUCACACGAUCGAGUCAAGGCGUCCAGCUCGAAGGGUCUUGUCAGACCAUCUGGACCGUUACCUCCACCAGGCAGCGGCAGGUACCACGGCUCAACAACAUCAUCCAAUUUCGCUUCCUCCUCCACGACACGUCCGCUCAAGCAUGAUGAUCACCCAGUGAAGCCUCAGCCCAAUCGAUCCAAAUCAAUCUACCUCCAUUCCUCUUCCUCCUCUUCCUCUCGUUCACUCUCAUCGCGUCCAUUACCACCACCUCAGCAACGUUUGUCUGCCACACAGGAUGCAUCUCGAUCCAAACUGUUUCGCAUCUCUCCAGGGCCUCGCGUAAUCCCAUCCUCACAAAGGCAGAUCAUCGUCGUUCCGGAUUCAGAUGAUGAGAUUCAAGAACCAGUGGAACGAGAAGGAUCAGACGAGUCCAUACCGAGUCUAGCGAGAGCUCUAGGGCUCGGAGACACAUCUUCCUCCUCCUCCUCCUCCUCGUCCAAGCUCAACACCAUCAAGUACACCAAUAAUCCUUCCAAAUCCUCCCCUUUACAUUCCGAUCAUCCCGACAAAUAUCCAACAUCUCCCAAAAAGCGAGUCAAAGACGUCUAUCGAUCUCUAGGUGAAGGGCUCAAGCGGACCAUGUCCACUACGAAGAUUCAACACCCAGAUUUCCAAUUAGGGCUCGGGACAUCCGCCAGACCUAUCGAAGUCCUCUCUCAAUCAUCUGGAUCUUCCCUUGAUUCUCUGGUCCUAGUCCAAUCCCCUCCUAACACUGAGCGGCCCUCACAACUCCCACGGAACAUACCGCGACCACCGACCACGCAGAUUGAACCACAGAAUUCGGGUCCUCGCGCAGUGAACUUUUCCAACAUGUCAAAAUUGGCUCGGAGGAUACCCAAACCGCCGAGACCCUCUGAUGGCGUUUUCGCUAUGCCUCAAUCCACCUCUAGACCUGCGCAACAGCAACCAGACAGAAUCUCAUUUCCCAGUGGCUCUCACAAGUCCGCUGACCUGGAGAAAGUCAGGGUUGUCAAAGGCGACGACAUGCUCUUAAAGUCAUCGGCGUCGUCUUUCUCCUCCUCCUCCCGUCCUUCAACUUCGCAUCAGCAUGUUCCUCCCGCAUCAGCAACCAACUACAAAUCUCCCGUCAAAGCCAUGAAGAGGUCGUCAACCACUUCGACCAGUUUUCCCUCCAGCUCUUGCACCACCCCAAUGAACGCUGAGGCAACGUCCACACACUCCCUGCGCCGUCCAACGUCGUUCUAUGCACACGCCCCUCAGUCCACAAACCCCAACCCUUCACCCUCCCAACGAACCAAAAUUGACCCGUCUCAUCCUGCGCGAACAUCGCCCUCGGCGGGUAGUCGACUCAUUCUGCCGUCAAGCUCGUCUCGUCAAGGCCCUCGUCGAUCAGCGGCGGCGACGAUCCCAUCCCGUCGAAUAGAAAGACCAAAACUGAUAGAAGAUGAAGAAUCGUAUCGACCGGCUGCCAAGAGAGCCGUCCCAGCAUCCCCGGAAUUGUCUGCGGAGCACUCACGACCGAAACGUGCGCGACCUGAAGAAGGACGAUACGUCAUUCCUACGAUGGACGCUGAGAAAUGGCCAACCUCGAGCGGAACGUUCGGUUCAGGGUCCAGGUCUCGACUCGCUCAACCUCGUCCGGCGAGAUCAUCCACUCUGGCAUCGACCAGCGUCAGGGCAAAGUCGCCACAGAAGCGGCUUCGAAACAGUUCUAGUUCCCUGUCGCCCGCCCCGCCGACUCAGCCGGCUCGUAUGGGCAAUCGCGCAUCGAUCUCGAAGUAUGGCACCUCGAGCGGCUCGCGCAUGGUCAUUGGAACAUCUCAGAAUCCUGCAGAGGCCCGGAGAUAUGUACCUUCUCCCUCAGUACUGGUAUCGAUCACCAAGAUGAAGGUAGACAGAUCAGACGGUCCUGAUGAGGAAGCGCAGGAAGAAGUAGAGGAAUCGCUCGAGAUGCGUGCCAUCACUCCGGCAAGGGCUGUCACUCCUGCCCUCGAUUUGCUCGCCGACUUUGAAGACUUUGUUUUUGAGCCCGAAUCUCCCACGACGGUGCGAUCCCUUCCCGGCAGCCAGAGAGCCAUUCCUCAGACGCCGAACAGCCAUAAAGCGGCAGACAAGAAGUCACACACAUCUGACACCGCUGCUUUGCCCGGUACACCUUCACGCGUAACAGCCUCCGGUCAACCAUCACUCGUCACUCCGAAAAAGUGCUUGACGCCUCAGAGGCCAAAGUCUGUAAAGAUCUCGCCCCGAUAUGUCAAGACUGGCGCCAUUGGUUCGCCGCUUGGGGCGAAGGACAAAAAAUCGUUCAACGACAUCCUGGCAGCGGCGGAGCUGCAACGAGCUGCGGAGCGAGCAGCUAUGCUCCUAAAACAGGAAGAACGUCGUCGUCAAAUGGCCGAAUUGAGCGCCAAAGUCGAGCGCGAGGCAACUGAGGAAGCUGAGGAUGAAGAUAAAAUUGAGGGUCUUGGGUGUGCGCUUCUACCGGUCGAGCCGGAGCCGUCGCGAAUCUCUUCGAGACUCAGAUCGGCCUCUCUCGAUACGGAUGUCAAACCAUCUUUGAGGCCCACGCCGAGUUUGCAUCUCAAGCGAAAAGUCCCCAUGGAGUUCGAUCGAUUGAUGCGUGAGAAUAAGCGGAAUGAGAAGAGGGGUGUAUCGGGUGCUCAGACUGAAGCCAUCCUCGCUGCCAUCAACGAAAACGAAGACGAAGAACAGGUGCCGUACCCUACACCUCCUGUCUCCGGCCAAGGAGAGGAGGAAUACGACGGAGAAGAGGAAACGGACUGUGAACCAACCAAAAGAGCACGUCAGAUCUCCGGAUCUUCUUUGACCGCGGCGUUGGCGGAUGUCCCACAAGGCCUGAUAGAUGCCGAUAUGGUCAAGGAUAUUGAGGCCGACGACCAGACAGAGCUCAACAGGGACCAUGUACAAUCUCAGAUACCUUUCUGGGCAGGACCGCAGGAGAUUGACCUGAACCGAACUUUGGAGCCUCCUGUCCUUGAUCUUGGACCCAAGGUCGAUUGGCGUGGGGAGGCGUUGAUUGGCCUGAGCCAGAAACAAGAUGUUGCCACGAUCACUGUGUUAUUAUCUGCAGGUCUCUUUGACAGGGUGCUUACAGCAUCUGAUGGUGCCGAUCAACUUUAUUCGUGGCUGAUCAGAUGUGCUCUCGGAUAUCCUUCUGGCCCUAAGCUUCUCGCGAUCCGCUCUGCGCUCUGCUACGUGUCGCGGCAUCUACCACAUGCUUCACGAAUCGAGCUGCCUAAAAUCUGCCUGUCACUCUUAGAGGCUCUCGGCGCGAAUCCCGUCUUGCUGCCACUGGCAAACGACAUUCCAGAAUGGGACGAUCCAAUCAGCCUAGAUCGCGACAUGGCAGCGGAGUUGAUUUGUGAAUUGCUUGGUAUAACCACCUGGGACCAGAUCCCGGAAUCACAUCUACGGUCCAUCAUCGACUGUGUCUUGGUGUUGCAUCAUCUGGCGGCUGACAAGUCGACAAGUGGGACUCUCCAAAGCUCGGCACGGAAAGCUGCGCAGAUUCUGGUGUCGGCCGUACCGCAGGAGAAACUCACUGCCCAUGCGGAGUACCUUGUGGCUUCGUCCGAGGACUCUAUGGCUAUGGAGCCAUCGAAAAGAAAGCUCAAUGUGUACAACGUCAGUAUGGAAUGCUUCGCGGGUCCAUCCUCGGCUUCUCAGGAAUCAAUGGCUUGGCUAGCUUGCUGCCUCCUCAAAUCGCCUAACAAAGAUAUGAGCACAUGCGUUCCUCAGCUCGCCGACUUGCGACACGCAGCCGAGACCAUCUAUACCCAGCUCUGCGUCAAACGUCCAGAUCAUGACCUCGUGUCACGGAUGAUUGAUCUCUUCACUUGGACCCUCGGUGGAAUGUACGACUUUGUCGAGCGGACAGGUAAAAGCUCGAUAUCUGAAGACGACGCAAAGGAUGCUAUACAAAACCUUGGGCAGAUCAUUUCUGCGUCCAUGCGCAAAAUACGCACGAGACUGUCUGGAUCCAGUGCCAGAUGGAAUCAAUCUCGCCUGAGUCAGAUUCAUGCAAAUCUAGGUGUGCACUUGACUUUGGCGAGGAAACGAUGGAAGAGGGAACAAGUGGACAAGAUGCAAGGGUUGAGAAUGGGUGAGGGCGGAGCAGGCGGUCAGUUGCAGUUGGCAUUUGGGGCGAUGUGAAGGCGCUGGUUCGGAGUGAGGGGAGAAACGACAAUGAUACGAGCUGGACGACGCUUCAAUAAACUUUUAACGUAGAGU
This is a messenger RNA of Kockovaella imperatae, 4484 nucleotides long. RefSeq lists its product as hypothetical. NCBI's taxonomy places the organism in Eukaryota, Fungi, Basidiomycota, Tremellomycetes, Tremellales, Cuniculitremaceae. Bases 81 to 4406 code for a protein of 1441 amino acids. The record is from RefSeq and is a predicted model, not a curated record. The transcript has 7 exons.